Messenger RNA from Cladocopium goreaui, 2340 nucleotides. The record is from the annotation of a GenBank genome assembly. Lineage: Eukaryota; Dinophyceae; Suessiales; Symbiodiniaceae.
AUGAGGCGUUUGAAUCAGAUCGGGCUAAGGUUUUUGCACUUGGCAAUGAAUUGGUUGACGCAUACUUUCGUCACAUCGAAUCAUGACCAGGCGAUGAUCGAUGGAAGUGCAUGGCCCAUUGGUAUCCAGGACAUCAACAAUGACUUGACGUCUGUGGUGGCUGCGAUCCAAAGCUCUGGCAGCUUGGGCCAUAUGCCAACAGCAGCCGGCAGGCACGUUCCUCAUAACUUCAGGCGACCUGACUUGCGCAUUGCCAUCGUGAGUUUGUGCGUCAAUGGGCCCAGUCCAGAAAGGGGGUCACGGAGAGGCAUGGCCCUGGCAGCUUCGAAAUGGCAGGACUUGGAAGCGCUCAGCGCCGGGGAUAUCCGCCGACUGCUGACACGCGAGGGAGUGAGCUGCCGUGGAUGCAUUGAAAAGGGGGACUUUGUGCGACUGGCUGCAAAGACCUUCAGACUCGAUGGUUCACAGCCUGAAGAAGCAAAGCCGAAUGAGCCGGAGCAAGACGAGCGCAGCCCGAGUUGCGGCAGCAUCCGCUCUGAUUGGAGCGAGGAAGCCUUGAGGGCCAAGGCUAACGAUGCCAAGGCGCAAAAGGAGGCGAAGCGAAGCCCCGACCGCAACCGGCGCCGGAGGGACGACAGUCGCGACUUGAGCCCUGGCAGUUACAAGCCCCGUGACUGGAGCGUUGACUCCAUGAAGAUCAGUGCGGACGAUGCAGCAGCCUUGACCUUUGGUGCGGGCGGCCGCACAGUGGAACGCAUCCAGCGGGUGUCCGAAGCGGAGGUGGAGCUCCUGGACAAAGAACUCAUUUUAGAGGUGCGUGGCACGGAACUGCAGCGGAGACGUGCCAAGAAAUAUGCCAACAUUAUCAUGAAGCAACGCAUGGGCCCAAACAUGAUCACAGAGGACUUUGAGGACGGUGAUCUCACCAUUCUCUGUGUCCCACCUGAUGUGGUUGGCUACGUUCAGGGACAAGGUGGAAUGGUGCUGCGUAGCAUUGAAGAGGAAUGGGGCACACUGAUGGUCUUCAUUGACACGGAUCUGUCGAAGGCCCAGCGCUUGGCUCUGUUCGGUAGCAUCCGGGGCCGUCGCGGCAGCGAAUUGAAAGUCCUGAGUGCCAUCGAGACCAAGAUGGGCGGUUACUUUGCGUCCGUACGAGAUUCGGUCAUCAGCCGGGACAAGUACAAGGACCCCACAGGCACAUGGGGCACCGAUACCAUGACUUUCAGAGACGAAGGAGAGAUCUCCUAUGCCUUGGGCAAGCAGGGUGGCACGAGGAAGAAGCUAGAACGAUCCUCUGGCGCCAUCGUCCAGUACGUGGGCAUGGUUGCCGUGGUCUCUGGAACAAAAUCUGAACGCUGUCGUGUUCGGGAGUACAUGAAGUGGCUCUUUCAACAGCUGGAAGGCCCUGUCUAUGUAGCUGGCUGGGAGGAUCGAGAAGAUUGCACAGUGGUGGACAUACCAAGUGAUUGCAUCGGAUACAUCACCGGAAACCGGAGAGCCACCUUGGGGUUGAUGGAGGAGGAGUGGGGGACCCUGAUGUUCUUCAUGAGUGAGGAGGGCGGUCGCGGACGUGGCGGUGGCACAGAGAGACUCGCCAUCUUUGGACCCCAACGUCCACGCCGUGGCUCAGAGUUGAAAGUCAUGAGUGGUAUUGAAACCAAGAGCCCCGGCUUCUUCACCCGAGGUCUCCGUGAGAAGCAAUCCGAAAGAAGAGCCUUCGACACGGACCGCAUGAUCUUUCGCGACGACGAACUGAGUUAUGCGCUCGGGAAAGAUGGCGCAACCCGGAAGAAGUUGGAAUUGGCUUCCGGGGCCAUCCUGCAAUACGUGGGCCAUGUGGCCUUCAUUGCAGGCACGCUGAAGGAGCGGAGGCGUUGCCGUGAGUUUGUCAAUUGGCUCCUGCAGCAACGUCGCGGCUCUGUGACCAUCACCGACCUCACGCGACGGGAGGAUGUGACGGAGGUGAAAAUCCCGGACAGCUGCAAGGGCUGGGUCACUGGCAACCGUGGCAGCGAGCUUCGCCGCAUGGAGCAGGAGACCGGCACCUUCAUGUUCAUGGCCCUGGAUUCAAGGGGCGAUGAAAGGUUGCUGAUCUUCAGCACCUACGCUGGCACCAAAACUGGGCUGGGAGGCCGUCGCCACGCUGAGCGACUGGUCAAUGAGAUGAUCGACGAGAAGCUCCGCAGUGACAUGGACCGUCGUGGAGGACGACGGUCUCGCUCUGACAGUCGACGCCCUCGUCGUCGCUCUAGCAGAUCUCCAUCAUGGUCGCCAAGAGCCAGGUCCCGCUCGCGCGACCGCGGCGACCGCGGCGACCGCGGCAUGCGGAGCUGGGACUAG